GCGGAUUCUUCGCAGCAAGUUGCAGUUGUGCGUGUGACUGUGAAAAAAGUGUGGAAUUGUGAACCGGAAAGCAAUUCGAUUGGUAAAACCACGUUUAGCUUCGGUUGAUAGCGUAUCUGCCACUAUUUGAUAUAGUCUCCAACCAGGACCAGUAACGAGUAAUGGUCGGUUCACGCGUGUAUGUUGGCGGUUUGCCAUAUGGCGUCAGAGAACGCGACCUGGAGCGUUUCUUCAAGGGUUAUGGCAGAACUAGAGAUAUUCUGAUUAAGAAUGGCUACGGCUUCGUUGAAUUUGAGGAUUAUCGUGAUGCGGAUGACGCCGUGUAUGAGUUGAACGGGAAGGAGCUGCUGGGAGAAAGAGUUGUAGUGGAACCUGCAAGAGGAACUGCGCGUGGCCCGAGCGGCUACCGUGAAAGAGAUCGAUAUGAUAGGGACCGUCGUGGUGGACGGUAUGACAAAUAUAAAAGCAAUUCCAGGAACAGUUCCCGCUAUGGACCGCCACUUCGCACCGAAUAUCGUCUGGUUGUGGAGAACUUGUCAACCCGUGUCAGCUGGCAGGAUUUGAAGGACUAUAUGCGCCAAGCCGGAGAAGUAACUUAUGCCGAUGCUCACAAACAACGUAAAAAUGAAGGCGUGGUAGAAUUUGCAACGUUAUCGGACAUGAAAACUGCAAUCGAAAAACUGGACGAUACAGAGUUGAAUGGACGACGCAUUCGUUUGGUUGAGGACCGUGGGCGUAACGGACGUAAUGGACGUGGUCGUUCGAGAUCUUCCAGCAGUCGCUCUAGAUCACGGUCACGACGUAGAUCACGUUCUCGUUCUCGUUCGCGUCGUUCGUCGCGCAGCCGAUCCAAGUCUCGUAGCCGAUCAAAAUCGAAGAAUGGAUCGAAAUCGCCAGAAAAAUCUCGCUCACGUUCUCGCUCAAACAAAUCGCGCGACAACAGUAAAUCCAAAUCACGUUCCCGCUCGCCGAAACGCGAUCGCGAUGAGUCCCGUUCCCGUUCACGUUCGCGAUCGAAAUCGCAUUCUCGCUCGCGUUCCAAAUCCAAGGAUAACAAGUCGCGCUCUCGUUCCCGAUCCCGCUCCCGUUCGCCACGUUCGCAUUCAAGAUCACGCGACCGUUCGCAAUCGCAGGAUAAGUCGCACGAUAAGUCUCGUUCGACAUCACCCAAAAAUAACGAUCACUCUCCGGAGCGUAAUGAAAGUAUGGAGGAUUGAGCACAUAAGUGUUCUGCUUUUAAAACACAUGUAUGUAACGACGAAGCACGACUACGUUGUACAAAAACAUGUACCUCUACUUUAUCCAUUUUUAAAUAUUAAUUAUACGCAUUAAUCUACCAUUUAUGCAUACCUCGACGAUUUACUUCUACUUAGAGACAGACGAUCGUCCUCCAAAUGUUUCAUUAAAAGCAUACAAAUGUAGAAGAAAUUGUUUUUUGUUGUUUGGCCCAACAGGAAAUAACAGUAGAAAUAUGAAAUUCAAUUUGAACGAGACGGCAACACCCAACAGUAAUCAUGAUUCUAACUAACCGUAUUUGUAUUCUAAACUGUAUAAUGGUGUGGUGCCGAUCAAACCACCCAACUCAUUUGUCUCGUUUAUGGCGGGAUUGUUGCGGUAUUUAGAAUAUAUAAUUAAAUCAGUUUCCAAUAAUGCUGUCUAGGUGUAUCAGACAACGAUAAGGAGGGGUUCUAUUUUUAUCUGCACAGAUAAAAGUAGUUGUACGCAGUGGUGAAAAUGGUAGGAUUAGGUUUCAUCUGUGUAGUAACAUCAUACACGCUUAGAUGCUGUAUGUUUCAUAAGCAAUUGGAACUGGCGGAAGUUUGAUUUUAAAUGUCCAAUUAAAAGAGUACAAGCGUACGAAAAUUCGUUUUUUUUCUGAAAAGGGAUAAAGUGGCAUUUGGUUUGCUUAAGCACUCAAGUGAAUAAAAUCAGUGUUUACACGUGCAC
Messenger RNA from Anopheles moucheti, 1947 nucleotides. It is a transcript of the gene B52, whose product is annotated as serine-arginine protein 55. The record is from RefSeq and is a predicted model, not a curated record. Gene Ontology annotation, cellular component: nucleus; ribonucleoprotein complex; cytoplasm. Lineage: Eukaryota; Metazoa; Arthropoda; Insecta; Diptera; Culicidae. The transcript has 8 exons. Gene Ontology annotation, biological process: mRNA splice site recognition; alternative mRNA splicing, via spliceosome. Gene Ontology annotation, molecular function: mRNA binding. The coding region runs from base 162 to 1217 and encodes 351 amino acids.